AAACUCAUAUUUAUGAUCCAUUCAUUCCUCUCUCUAUUUCUCAUGGAUAUACAGUGCUUGCCUUCUUCCUUGUACGCUAAUAGGCAUAGAGAUCCAGAAAUAAGUUCAUCAUGGACAAUAACUCAUCAACAGAGCAUUACACUAAGCUUCAAAUCCACCAUCUCCUACAGUGCUUGUGCCUACUGCUACCUGCAAAGAAAAAUUCCAUCCAACAGUUGGAAACUUUCAGUUUCUACAACAAAGACAAAGAAAUGUCUCGCAAAGUUUAGAGAUAAGUCUACCAAUUUAUCCGACAAAAAGGGAACUAUUCCCGGUGCAGUCGCUUUAAUUAUCGGAACCACUAUUGGUUCCGGGAUACUUGCUCUCCCACAGAAAACUUCCCCUGCGGGGUUGCUUCCAAGUUCGAUAACAAUGAUCACAUGUUGGGCUUUCCUCUUAAUUGAAGCAAGUUUGCUAGUUGAAAUCAAUGUUGAACUGAUGAGAAAGAAGGAGAAGAGAGUAGACGAGAAUGAGUUGGAGGUACUCUCCAUCCGAACCAUGGCCCAAGAGACACUAGGGGACUGGGGUGGGACUCUGGUUACCAUGACCUAUGUUUUCUUGGGUUACACUGCAAUGGUUGCCUACAGUUCCAAGUCCGGUGAGAUCCUCCACCAUCUGAUCAAUCUUCCGGAGUCGGUCUCCGGAUUCUUCUUCACUCUCCUCUUCACUGCCCUCAUUUCCAUUGGAGGGACCCGAGCCACAGAUCGAAUCAACCAGUUGCUCACAGUUUCCAUGAUAGGUUUGCUACUAGCAAUUGAGGUUCUAGCGAUCAUGUUCGGAGGGUGGUCAGGAUUGGAGGGGGAUAGUGACUGGGGAAAAGUUCCGGCUACUGUUCCUGUGAUUAUAUUUUCUUUGGUCUAUCAUGAUCUAGCUCCUGUUGUGUGUGCUUAUUUGGGAGGUGAUCUACAGAGGAUAAGGGCUUCAGUUAUGCUUGGAAGUGUUGUGCCAUUACUGGCAUUGCUUGUUUGGGACGCAGUAGCACUUGGCCUAUCAGCCCAUGCUGACCAAGUUUCUGAUCCUGUUGAAUUGCUCCUGAGUGUGAAAUGGACCGGGGUUUCGUUUAUGGUAGAGGCCUUCUCACUCCUAGCAGUCGGGACUUCGCUAAUCGGCACUCUCCUAGGCUUCUUUGAAUUCUUCAAGGAACAACUUAAUAACUCGUCAUGGCGUUCACCUUCAACACAGAUAUUGCAGAAAACAAACAAGCUAUUUAGCCUAAGAAAAUGGUGGGGAAGAAAUAAAGUUAGCUUCACAGCAACAGCAAUGGCCAUUGUGCCGUCUCUUUUUAUAUCGACAACAGUUCCAGAUGCAUUCUCUGCAGCCACAGACAUUGCUGGUGGGUACUGCAUGACAAUGUUAUAUGGAGUUCUUCCACCAGCAAUGGCCUGGGCUAUUCACAACAGAGAAUCUGAGGAGGAAACAGACCAGAAGGCAAUAUCAACAGCAAGGCCUGCACUCCUUGGGGUAGGACUAUUCGCAUGCGCCAUAGUCGUGGAGCAAAUCCUGCAAGAUCUCUCGAUUUUGCAUUCCUAAUUAAGAAGACAAACAAGAGCACGAUGACAAUUAACAAUAAUACCGUAGAUGUAAUAUUGGCCCGUAAAUUGUUCUUCACCUCACCUUUUAGAGGGCAAUUGGAGUAUUUUCAGGCAUCCUCCUACUUUGUCUGUAGAUACAUAUAGAUUCAUACAUUUUACUACAAACACAGAACUCCUGUGAUAGCAAAGCGUGGAUUCACUGCCCAAUUCUUUCUAGAAAAUCAACGGUGUCAUAUGAUUCACAAAAAAUAAAAUAAAUGGGUUGAGAUGGA
Molecule: messenger RNA, 1843 nt
Organism: Camellia sinensis
Lineage: Eukaryota; Viridiplantae; Streptophyta; Magnoliopsida; Ericales; Theaceae
Biological process (GO): amino acid transmembrane transport
Source: RefSeq, a predicted model, not a curated record